AUGUCUCAAACCAUUACCUCCACGAGAAGCCCACUUCACGCAUCUGCUGCGCCGAGAGACUUUGAGCUGCGCACUGUUGCUGGUGUCGGAGCCUCACAAACGGAGCGCAAAGCCGACUCUGAGAGCUUUCAAGAACAAGGCCUUGUCUCGGCCACAAGCCAACAUGCAGGCGACAGCGAGCCGCCUCCAGAUGCGUACCAUGUGGUAGAGCGAUGGAACAAGCCCCGCGGGAAUAUUGGCAAAAUGGCCUUUGCUUUUUUGUCAGCCAUGGUCUCUGGAAUGAAUGAUGCCGCAAUUGGCCCUUUGCUGCCCUAUCUCGAAGAUUACUACGGUCUCGGAAAGACUGCCAUUUCUCUUAUAUUCUUGACACCUUUUCUCGGAUACUCUGUUGCCGCCUUCACCAAUGCACGCAUUCACGUCAAAUUUGGGCAGCGCGGCAUCGCCUUCAUGGCGCCCCUGUGCCACAUCAUCACGUAUGCGGUUCUUGCCUCCCACCCGCCCUAUCCCGCAUUGAUAAUAGUCAAUGCAAUUAGCGGGUUCGGCAACGGACUGACUGAUGCCUGCUUCUGCGCGUGGAUCGGUGCAAUGGACAAGGCAAACAUGAUGCAGGGGUUUCUGCAUGCAUGCUACUCUAUGGGGGCGCUGUUUUCGCCUCUCAUUGCCACUAGCACAGUCGUGAAAGCCGGACUGCCAUGGUUUACUUUCUACUACAUCAUGGUGGGCAUGUCAGUCGCCGAGCUCUGCGGCCUCUCUUAUUUCUUUUGGGAUAAAACAGGCAGUGUAUACGAAGCCGAGCACAAGCGGGAGAACCCGAGUGCUACUGGCGCUGGCACCAGAGAAGCUAUCAAGUCUUCCGUGACGUGGCUCUGUGCAUUCUUCUUUUUCGCCUACAUGGGUGUGGAAGUCGGACUGGGAGGCUGGGUCGUCACAUUCAUGCUAAACGUCCGCCACGCUUCACCCUAUGCUUCGGGAAUCUCUGGAUCUGGCUUCUGGGCCGGCAUGGCCCUUGGCCGCGCUGGCCUCGGACUUGUCACGGAGCGGUUCGGUGAGCGCCUCUGCCUGACCAUUUAUUUGGCCAUUUGCCUAGGCCUGCAGCUUCUUUUCUGGCUUGUUCCAGAGUUUAUCGUUUCCGCCGUGGCGAUAGCAUUCUUGGGAUUCUUCCUAGGGCCCAUGUUCCCUGGAGCGGUCAUGAUCACAGCGAAACUGCUCCCCAAAAGAAUACAUGUGAGCGCAAUUGGUUUCGCCAUGAGCAUGGGUGGAACGGGGAGUGCCAUCUUCCCCUUCAUCAUUGGUGCUAUCGCGUCCAAGAAAGGUGUCACUGUUUUGCAGCCGAUUAUUCUGGCACUUAUUGCAGUGAUAUCUUUGGUGUGGUUGAGUUUCCCGCGUAUAAAAAAAUGCGCCUAG
This is a messenger RNA of Beauveria bassiana ARSEF 2860, 1404 nucleotides long. Its product is annotated as major facilitator superfamily transporter. The record is from RefSeq and is a predicted model, not a curated record. The coding region runs from base 1 to 1404 and encodes 467 amino acids. NCBI's taxonomy places the organism in Eukaryota, Fungi, Ascomycota, Sordariomycetes, Hypocreales, Cordycipitaceae. Gene Ontology annotation, molecular function: transmembrane transporter activity. The transcript is spliced from 5 exons. Gene Ontology annotation, biological process: transmembrane transport. Gene Ontology annotation, cellular component: membrane.